GAGAAGACAUGAAUGAGGAAACUGAGGAACAUGAAAAUACACCAGAACGGUUGAGAGAACUGAAGCCAGUAACUGCGGAAGAAACAAAGGAAGGACAAGGUGAUGAAGACGCAAAUGCCUCCGAUAAUUCUGACCAAGAUGAAAUGUUUGAAUUGAUGGAAGAAAGUGGAGCGCAGGAAAGUGGAAAGAACAGAAAAAAGAGAAGAAAGAAAAAGAACAUCGAAGAGAGGAAAAGAGAAGAAAACGAAGUAGAGAACCUUGAGGAAAAUGGCAUAAAAACGAAAGGGAAAGUGAAAAGUAAUGUUGUUUCACAGGGAAACACUAAAGAAACUAGUAGUGUUGAAAAGACAAGUGAACGUAAGAAAAAGAAAAGAAAAAUUACAGACGAAAGUAGAAUGAAAGAAAAGUUGGAGAAAAGCAAGAAAGCAAAGUUGGUGAAGAGUGGGACUGACGAGGACAAUAUGCAAACCGGAGAUUUGGACGAAAAGAACCGAGGACGGUGGAUGAAAGGCAAAGUUGUGAAGUACGUGAAAGGAAAGGACGGUGUAAUUAGAGGAGUUAUUGUAUUACAUAAAGGUAACUAUUUGGAACGACCUGUUCAGCUAGUAUGUCCUUUGGAGAUAAGGAGCGUGGUUAAGGAAGAUCAAGGAAGACACAACGAAAGUACUGAAGAUAAUGAUGAUAAAUUAAAGAAAAGACCAGAACGGAAAGCAGCAAAGAUCGCGAAAGUUAACAUCAGAGAACAGUUGAAGGACGAUUAAAGGGAAGUAAAUAUAACUGUGUAGACUGUUGUCGUUAAAAAUUUAUAAUUCGUUUAAAUUUGUUAGGGGAGUGUGUGAUGAACUCUGAACAGUAAUAGCUAUAUUUAGAGACACGCG
Paramuricea clavata is the source of this 878-nucleotide messenger RNA. NCBI's taxonomy places the organism in Eukaryota, Metazoa, Cnidaria, Anthozoa, Malacalcyonacea, Plexauridae. The record is from the annotation of a GenBank genome assembly.